UUUAGAGUGUGGAACUAUGAAUUCUGUUUACUGAAAAAAAUUGCUACAGCGAGAACGUAAACAGAGCCGUGGCCAUGGCGGUGGAGUGGGGUGCCCGGUGGAGUGAGGUGCGCAAGCUGUUGGAGCGACAGGGGCCAUUCACCCACCCUGACUUUGAGCCAUCGCCUGAGACUCUCAAGAUGAUGCAGGAAAACAUUCGUGUCUUGGUGAUUGGUGCGGGCGGCCUGGGGUGUGAGCUGCUGAAGGACCUGGCACUGAUGGGCUUCACCAACCUGCACGUGGUGGACAUGGACACCAUCGACCUUUCUAACCUCAACAGACAGUUCCUCUUCCGCAAGAAGGACAUCAGCCGGGCCAAGGCAGAGGUGGCAGCAGAGUUCAUCAAUCAGCGGAUCCAGGGUUGCCAUGUCACACACUAUUACAACAAGAUCCAGGACUUUGACGAUGAGUUCUACCGCUCCUUUCACUUGGUGGUGUGUGGGCUGGAUUCCAUCGUGGCGCGGCGCUGGAUCAACGGCAUGCUGCUCUCCCUGCUCUGCUAUGAGGACGGCAUGCUGGACCAGAGUUCUGUGAUCCCUCUGGUAGACGGAGGGACAGAAGGCUUCAAGGGCAAUGCAAGAGUCAUCCUGCCAGGCCUCACCUCCUGCAUUGAGUGUACCCUGGACCUGUUCCCUCCACAGAUCAACUUCCCCCUGUGCACCAUUGCCCACACACCAAGGCUCCCUGAGCACUGCAUCGAAUGGGUGCGUCUGCUACUGUGGCCCAAGGAAAAUCCCUUCUCUGAGGAGACACCCAUUGAUGGAGAUGACCCACACCACCUCAGCUGGAUCUUUGAGAAGGCACAGAAGAGAGCAGCUGAAUUUGGCAUCACUGGAGUGACCUACAGACUGACACAGGGAGUGGUGAAGAGAAUCAUCCCUGCUGUAGCCUCCACUAAUGCUGUCAUUGCUGCCGCCUGCUGCACUGAGGUCUUCAAGCUGGCCACCUCAGCUUGUACACCCAUGAACAACUACUGUGUAUUUAAUGACUCUGAUGGCAUCUACACCUACACCUAUGAGCAGGAAAAGAAGGAGGAUUGUGUUGCAUGCAGUCAAGUCCCACAAGAGUUAUUGGUGAGCCCUUCAGACAAACUUCAGGAUGUCAUAGCUAUACUGACAGACUCCCUUAGAUUCCAGAUGAAGAAGCCUGGGCUACAGGCGAUGGUGGACGGCAAAACUAAAUCCCUUUACCUGCAUUCCCCUGCAUCCAUCGAAGAAAAACUGAGGCCCAACCUCAAGAAAACAGUAGAAGAGCUUGGGCUGCGGGAUGGAAUAGAGAUUGCUGUAGCAGACGUCACAAGUCCCUCUACUGUCCUAUUUAAAGUUAAGCUGAAGAAAUAACCUUUGAUGUAUUAGUGUGUCUUACCUCCGAAUGUGAUACUGUAAUGUGUGUAGAUUUUCUGUACUUAUAGAAUACCGUAGAUCUGCAUUUGAACAUAGAAAAUAAAAUGCCCGGCGUAUAAAUAAAUUAUGCUUUAUUGUGCAUCUGGAUGGAAUUAAAUUGGUGUCUAUAAAA
Molecule: messenger RNA, 1554 nt
Organism: Portunus trituberculatus (swimming crab)
Lineage: Eukaryota; Metazoa; Arthropoda; Malacostraca; Decapoda; Portunidae
Gene: Uba3
Product: NEDD8-activating enzyme E1 catalytic subunit-like
Exons: 10
Coding region: 75-1379 (434 amino acids)
Biological process (GO): protein neddylation
Cellular component (GO): cytoplasm; nucleus
Molecular function (GO): NEDD8 activating enzyme activity
Source: RefSeq, a predicted model, not a curated record